UCCGGGGGAAAGUUAUUAGUCCACACCUUUUGCAUCGUCACGUGUCAAUCAAACGAUAUGACAUGCACGGAGUUUGUUAUGGUUUUCCAUGACUAUUAAAAAAAUAUGGUUACGAUGUAAUCGAUGGUUGCUAGGGAACCGUGUCGUGAACAUUGUAAACACUGUUUACUCUUAUUUGUGCUACGAUGCAUCGUAAUAAGUCAAAUGGCACAUGGGUGGUACGAAAGCUAAUCGAACAGGAUCACAUGAACCAUCAUUACCGUCGUCUAAAUGGGGCACGGUCCCAGUUACACUUGAACAAUGAUCGGCAUUCUACUAUUUCAAGAACUCGAUUGUCCAAAUCCAGCAAUGAUGUACGCUUUGAAGAAUCUUUACGGAACAUCGAGACGCGAAUGGCUAGUGAAUUUUGCUUAAACGUGUCAGCUCCUGCCUCGGAAAAGAAAAAAGAAAUUUCGGACGAGACGCUAGACGUCAUGACUCGACACUCGCAAUAUUUCACACAACCCAAGAGCUUCGCACCUAGAAUUGUACGUAAAAUAGUCCGGCCUAACACUGCAACAACUAUUCGCCCGUUGUCUACUACAAGCAAUGCAAUUAAAUCAGAUUGCAUCGAACAUGUCCCAGCCAAAUUAGUAAACACAGCGCGGAAAACUAAGAAGGCUGUUGUUUCUGCUGAUCCAGAGCGCAAUCUCUCUGCCGAUUCGGCAUUCGGAGAUGAGCAAUUUCUAGACUCUUCAAGCUCUACUAGCGAUUGUUCGCAAGAAAUGGAUGCCUUUAACAUAAAAAAAUGGCUCCGAGAACAGGAAGAGGAAAAUUGUUACAUGCAGCUGAUGUGUGAUAUUACGGCAGAUCUUCUCCAGCGGAACCUCUGCACCAACGGAAACAUGAAGGAAAUUAUAGCCAUCUACAUCCGAAAAUCGAGAAAAAAGUUUUCGACAAGCAAGGAGAUUUUGAUGAAAAGACUCUGUGAGGAUUUAAUGAUACCUAAUGAUAAUAGCUUCAAUGACCAGUUUUAUGGAUCAACAAAAUGCAAAGCAGUUUCCACCUAUUCACACCAAACCUGGCGUGAUAAUAAGGAAGACAUUAGGAUGUUUUACAACAAAAUCAAGCCAACAGACAACUACCUUAAAUGUGGCGUUGACCAUAAUGAGAUAUCCAAGAAAUAUCAAAGUUACAACACCCUACCGGAAAAACGUUCUUUCGUGCAGAAAACGCAGAGCUUGGGAGAAGAAUGUCCAACAUUUGAAUGCUUCGACGAUAAACCAUGCGCCGCUCUAAAAAGUGAAAAUCACACCGUGAAACAUGUGGCAAAUUCGCAGCAUGCAGUACCAAUUAUAACAAAUACUUGCCAGAAGAAGGACAUUCCGGAUGUUGAUGGAUAUUUUUCCGACUUCACAAACGAUACAGAUAACGACAUUGAAGAAGAAUUUGAUUUUGAUUGAAGCCGUUUCUAGUUAAGUGUUUAACUCAUCUGAACCCGCAUAAUUCAAAUGUGUUUCACUCUAAUUCACUUGACGUAUCCUAUUUCUAUGGUAUAGAAGAAAACCACAGAUCCACGUUGACAACCUUAAUACCGGGUUACAUUUGACGGUUUUCGUCUGGCAAUACGCCAAAAACGUUAUGCACAGUAGCUUUUACAAUCAAAAAUACUGUUUCCCAUUGAUAUUCCUUUGUGCAUCUCUGAUUUAACUUUACUUACACAAAUACAAAGUUCUUGUUG
Molecule: messenger RNA, 1720 nt
Organism: Daphnia magna
Lineage: Eukaryota; Metazoa; Arthropoda; Branchiopoda; Diplostraca; Daphniidae
Exons: 4
Coding region: 186-1442 (418 amino acids)
Source: RefSeq, a predicted model, not a curated record